Cloeon dipterum is the source of this 1186-nucleotide messenger RNA. RefSeq names its product phospholysine phosphohistidine inorganic pyrophosphate phosphatase-like. Gene Ontology annotation, molecular function: inorganic diphosphate phosphatase activity; phosphatase activity. The record is from RefSeq and is a predicted model, not a curated record. Bases 182 to 955 code for a protein of 257 amino acids. The transcript is spliced from 6 exons. Gene Ontology annotation, biological process: dephosphorylation. Gene Ontology annotation, cellular component: cytosol. NCBI's taxonomy places the organism in Eukaryota, Metazoa, Arthropoda, Insecta, Ephemeroptera, Baetidae.
GGAAGCAGCUCUGGAAUCUGGCCAUUGGGAAUUUAAUUUCGAUAGGUGUAUAAAAAUAACAUAAGUUUCUAUUCAGAUUAAAAUUAGUUAAACUAAGGGACAGCACGUAUGCCGUAUUUCUGUUGUCAGUGUCUUAAUCUAGAAUCAAAAUACUGCAAUCAUCAGGUUGAGACAUUUUAAAAUGUCAAAAAUCAACGGAGUUCUGCUUGAUAUCACUGGCGUGUUAAAAGAAGGGGACUCACCAAUAAAGAAUUCGGUUGAAGCUGUAGCAAGGUUGCGGGAGAAGGGCAUGAAAGUUAGAUUUGUCACAAAUGAAACGCAAGAAACUAAAAAGUCGCUUGUGUCACGUUUGUCGAAAAUGGGUUUCACCCUGACAGAGGAAGAAGUCAUCUCGCCUUGCCCUGCCAUGGCGCAUGAACUCCGGAGAACCGGACUUCGACCGCACCUGUUGGUUCACCCCACGGUUCUGGAGGAGUUCGAUGGUGUGAGCACGGAAAAUCCAAACUGCGUCGUAAUAGGAGACUGCGCUGAACACUUCAGCUAUGAAAACAUGAACAAAGCCUUCCGUGUCUUGAUCAACAUGUCUGAACCUCUACUGUACUCGCUUGGCAAGGGGAAAUAUUUCCGGGAGGACGGGGAAUUGGUCUUAGACGUUGGAUCGUACGCCGCUUGCCUUGAGUACGCCACCGGUGCAAAGUCAAAAAUUGUUGGGAAACCCGAGCCAACAUUUUUCCAGACAGCGCUGGACAUGAUGCAAAUCAAAGCCGAAGAGGCUGUGAUGGUUGGUGAUGAUCUGGUUUCUGACGUUGGUGGCGCACAAGGUUGUGGCAUCAAGGGAAUUUUGGUGAGGACAGGAAAGUUCAGACCUGCUGACGAACGUCAUCCAGAGGUAAAACCUUUCUUUAUUGCGGAUGAUCUGCACCAUGCUGUGAAUCAUAUUAUAUCGCUGCUGUGAACUACCAAUAUCAAUAUUUUUGAAAGUAAUUAUGUCUAUAUAUAUAUAUUAAAGAGACAUUUCAGUUUUUCUGUUGAGGGAAAACAAUUAAUGCUGCUCAUUUUGAGCUGAUUUUUUGUUAACUUACAUCUUAAGCCAUAUGGUUCAAAGUUCAAACACAAAUAUUAAAAAUUAUUGUGAAACAUUUCUUAAUGUGAUAAAUUGUUAAAUAAAAUUUAUGCAUUCAGAGAA